AUGGUUUUGAUAUUCAAUCACGAAUUAGCACAGGAUUUUCUCAAAUGCAAUGUCAAUAUCGAGAAGGCAUUUGAAUAUCAAUUACUGUAUGACUGGUUGGGAAAGGGUUUGCUUAUCAACGACUCGGCCGACUUAUGGAGGGAACGCCGAAAACUACUGAUCCCUGCCUUCCAUCAGACAAUUCUCACAGAAUUUGUGCCCAUUUUUAACGAGAAGUCCGAUAUUCUGGUGAAACGUUUGGCCGAUUGUGUGGACAUAAGGGGUGUAAACAUUUGUGAUCUCGUGUUCCCCACAGCACUCGACAUCAUAACCGGACCGGAUAUAUACCCUGAACCCCUACAUUUCAAACCCGAAAGGUUUCUGAAUGAAGGGAACAGUAGUCGCAAUCCCUUCGCAUACCUGCCCUUUUCAGCCGGUGUCCGCAAUUGUAUCGGUCAGAAGUUUGCGUUAAUUGAGUUGAAAAUAGUUUUGGCGAAAGUGUUGCUUAACUAUAGCUUUGAAUCCCUGGACCCGAGAGACCGUAUCAUUGAAUACAACGCUAUUGUCUCGAAACCAAAGGGUGGGCUAAGAGUUAGAGUUAGCCAUAGGAGUGGUGUAUAA
Messenger RNA from Oppiella nova, 600 nucleotides. The record is from the annotation of a GenBank genome assembly. NCBI's taxonomy places the organism in Eukaryota, Metazoa, Arthropoda, Arachnida, Sarcoptiformes, Oppiidae.